This is a messenger RNA of Emericellopsis atlantica, 963 nucleotides long. RefSeq lists its product as uncharacterized. The record is from RefSeq and is a predicted model, not a curated record. NCBI's taxonomy places the organism in Eukaryota, Fungi, Ascomycota, Sordariomycetes, Hypocreales, Bionectriaceae. Bases 1 to 963 code for a protein of 320 amino acids. The transcript has a single exon.
AUGCGUUUCGACGUGGCCUUCAUCGGCUCUCUCCUCCUGAACACCGUCGCGGCCAACGCCGUCGCCGACGUGCAGCAGUCGCACCAUCAACCGCGGCACAUUGUGCGCGUCGAUGGCGAGGCUGCACCCCGCGCCGCUCCGCCCGAGGUAGAGUCUGACGACUCGUCUGACCUCUGGAAGCGUCGUGGCGGCGGCGGUGGAGGUGGCCGUGGAGGAGGCGGUGGCAGCCGUGGUGGCAGCGGUAGCAGUCGCGGCAGCGGCAGUGGAAGCUCUCGAGGAGGUUCGUCCCGCGGCAGUGGUGGCGGCGGCGGCAGCGGCAAUAACAAAGGCUCAUCUCGUACAGGUUCUAGCGGCACACGCGGCCAAGGCACAAACACCCAGAGGAGCUCCAACGUCGGAGGCUACUCGCGACUCGGCUCCGGCCCGCAGCCACGAUUCGGCGGCGGUAAAUACUACGGCGGCGGCUCGACAGUUCCCUAUAGCUCAGGGGCAAAGACGCCCAGCGGUCUCGGGUCUCGAGGACCCUUGAGAGGCGGUGCUCUGGCGUUCCUCCCUGCUGCCGCCCUACUCCCCGUGGGCAUCGGCCUCUGGAUGUACGGGCCAUACAACUACCACCACCACUACUACAACUCGACCAGCAAGCAAGAUGAGGAAAGGCAGAUCAUUUGCCACUGUGAGGAGCGCAUGGUCUGCAUGUGCGACGACAUUGAUGAUGAGGAGUUCUGGGACGAUCUGAUCGGCGACGGCGACUACGACAAGCUCAACAAGACUCUGGUGGAUGUGCAUGACGUGAACGGCACAACAACCAUCACGGUCAACGGCACUCUGCCAAACGGCACGACCGUGCCCGGCGACGAAGACGAGUACGAAGAGUACCUGACGAACACUGGCAUCAGCCUGGGACAGAGUCUUGGUAUGUUGCCGGCGGCCGUGGCCGUCUUUGGCUUCGCGCUGUUCGCGUAA